AUGACGGCGUCUGUGGCUCCUCGUGCGUUUGUUGACGCGCGCGCGAUGCGUCGCGCGAAACGCGGAGGGCGCGAAGGACGAGGCGGACGCGUGACGCGAGCGGCUCGGGACGAGCAGUCGGCGAGCGAACGCGCGACGUCCGCGGACACCGAUGAUCAGCGAGCGGCGGAAGGAGCGUGGCAGAUCGGUGUUGGAGAGAUUAAUUGGAGCGACGCGGCGUUAGAGCGGCGAAACAAGGCGCUCGCGGCGCUGUUGGACCAGACGAUGCUCGACAAAAAAAUGCUCGAGCGCGCGCUCAAUAAACGCAUCGAAGACGUGAGCGCCGAACUCGUGAACGCGAAGAUAGAAAUAGAAAAGGCAAAGAUGGACGCGGCUAGGCAGACUGAACGACAGCGCGCGGUGUUGUACGCUGAGGUCGAGCGCGACCUUACGGCACGUUUGCGUCAAGGCAUGGAGAAGGAACUACAGGCGAACAUCAGCAAGUACCGAGCGGCGGCCGAUCGCGCGCAAGCGCAAGCCUCCGAGCGAGCAAAAAUGAUCUCGGAUCUCAUGUCCAAUCUCGAGAAGUCAGUCCGAACCGAGGCCAUGGACCAGAUUAUGUUGCUGCGAGCAUCGUUUGAGAAGUCGACCGAGGCAGACGCGGCGAAAAUCAAGGCGCUCGAAGAGACCAUCGCCGCCAUGGACGCUCAAGCAAAAGCUUUGAAGGACUUUGCGGCGGAUCACGAAUCGAUACGCGAAGAUCGAGAUCGAUUGUCUAACUUAGUCACCGAGAAAGAUCAAAAGAUUCUUGCUUUGUCGAAGGGUUUGGAGGACGCAAACAAACAGGCGGCGGAUGCGCUCGCCAGGUUGACGUCUGCCGAAUCGAAGAUUGUGCAGAUGGACAAAAUCGUGGAGGGUCGUGUGAAGUUGACGACGCAGAACGCAUCCAUUCGCGUAGAUGCGGCGCUCGUCGCAAAGAAUGCAGCUGAGGAACGCGCUGAAGAAAUCAAAAGAAUGAGCGACGAACUCAUCGCCGCCGCCGUAAUGCGCGCUGAAACUGCCGAAACGCAGUUGUUCCGUCAAACUGAAAUCUUGGAAGAAUUCGCAGCGGUCACGGACGCAAAGAUAAAGGCGACCGAACUUUUGGUUCAACUACAAGAGGAAACGUCUGCUCAAAAAUUGGAAAUUGAAGAACUACGAAAACUCGUCGAAGUGAACGUCGCAGACGCGACCACUUCUAAAGCGGAGGCCAUGAGCGUCGAAGCAAUGAAAAGUCGCGUGGUCCAAGAGACCACCGAACAGGUGAAGGAAAUGCAAGAGACACACCAAAAGAGAAUGAAAAUCAUGCAGACAGAGAUGGAAGGCGAGUCGGAUGAAUUCGAGAUGACUUUAGAGGCGAAGACAAAGGAGAUCGAAGCGCUGAAGCAAGAAAUUGCGCGAUUGUCGCACGCGGCGCGAAGCGACAACGAAAGAUUUGAGCGUGACAUUCGCGUGCAGACCGAAGUGGCCGCCACGUGGCGCGCUCGCGCGGAGUUCAUGGCGAAAUCCAUAGAGCGAAACGAAGAUCCUAGGAAGCUACUGGAGGAGCGUCGCAGUCGCUUGAAGACAAACUUUAACGGACCGCUUCUGCGAAAGUUUGUUGCGCACGGAUGGAACUUGCCCGAGGAGCAUCAACGCACUUGGGAAAACGGAAGCUUCGCGCACGAUAUCGACGUGGAGAUCGAUCGCGACCAUAAGUUCGAUCCGCACACGGAGAUCGCCAACGCGAAACGACUCGGGACCACCGGAUGGUCCGCUCGAGCGCGCACCGAAGAACCUUAG
Molecule: messenger RNA, 1800 nt
Organism: Ostreococcus tauri
Lineage: Eukaryota; Viridiplantae; Chlorophyta; Mamiellophyceae; Mamiellales; Bathycoccaceae
Product: unnamed product
Exons: 1
Coding region: 1-1800 (599 amino acids)
Source: RefSeq, a predicted model, not a curated record